AUGAUCCCGGAAUACCCAGUGUACCGUUUAGCAUUGUUCAACCGCGAAACGGCUCCCAAAACGUCCCGCUACAAUAUCCGUGAGCAGGAGAUUAGGGGACGAUACAAGACGAUGCCAGGAGGGGGAGAGAAGGCCCGUUGGGAAGACAUAUUCACUCUUUGGCUAGGAAGAUGGCUAGGAAGGAUCCAGUCAUCAAGGCAAUGCAUCAGCAUAUUAGCCAGAUUGGUUAUUCAUAGAUUAUUAUCCGAAUUCACUCUAUAUAGAAGAAUUUGCGCACCCCUGACAAGGCCAUGCCCCAAAACCGUUGCUGCACUGGGGUACAAAGUUUGCCGCACGCCUGAAUACACCAGGACCUUCGCUGAAGAGUGUAACGAUGCACGGUGUCGCCGACGCCACUUCGUGGCAAAGGAAAUUCCAGUCAACGUCGACGCUUCCACAAAUAAAUGCUCAUACGAAGCUGAGCGAUUGGGAGAGGACGGGCCAGAUGAGCUCACGAUCUGGGGUUUGAACGUCGCGGAAAAAUUAGGAAACCAAGCCCAUCUCAUCAGGAAUGCCACGCAAAAAACGGAGAUUCGUUCCCACCGGCUGCCCUGCGAUGAAUGGAUGGAAAUUGGACCCACACUCCGGCAAGCACAAGCACAAGGUGCAACUGCACCAGACGUCACAAAGCACAGACAAAACACGCCAAUGGCAAGCCGCACUAAGCAAUUGCAGAAGAUGGGUGGUGGAACGCCGACUUUUAGGGACACAUUUGCUGCAGAGAACACCCCCCUUUCGUACAUGCGUCUUCACGUGUCGAAUAUUAGACUUGGACCCGUCUACCGAUGGGCUGCACCACCUAGUCGAACGAAGCCACCCCUUCGACCCGUUACUGCCACGCGAUCGAACAUUGGGGUGAAGGCUGCCUGA
Molecule: messenger RNA, 909 nt
Organism: Cantharellus anzutake
Lineage: Eukaryota; Fungi; Basidiomycota; Agaricomycetes; Cantharellales; Hydnaceae
Exons: 6
Coding region: 1-909 (302 amino acids)
Source: RefSeq, a predicted model, not a curated record